Microplitis demolitor is the source of this 2887-nucleotide messenger RNA. RefSeq names its product ABC transporter G family member 23. Gene Ontology annotation, molecular function: ATP hydrolysis activity; ATP binding; ABC-type transporter activity. The record is from RefSeq and is a predicted model, not a curated record. The coding region runs from base 386 to 2683 and encodes 765 amino acids. Gene Ontology annotation, cellular component: membrane. NCBI's taxonomy places the organism in Eukaryota, Metazoa, Arthropoda, Insecta, Hymenoptera, Braconidae. The transcript is spliced from 9 exons.
GGUACAUAAUGAAGUAUCAGAGAAAGUGAAUGCAGUACGAUGCAAUAAAAGAUUAUUAAACAAAUAAUAAUAAAAAUAGCGAUAAGUUUAGUGAAGUAAGAGUAAGUAUAGACAGAGAAUCAGUUCGCAUGAUUUGACAAUGCGCGGAUACGUUUACAAUUUGUUAAGGAAGUGGUAAAAGUCGGUUGUCAGGUCGUUGAAUCACUCCAUCGUCUUACAAUUCUCUUUUUAUAAAUGUUGUUUUAUAUUAUUUUUUGUUCAUUAUUUUUUUUGAGGUUGAAAUCGUUCAGUCUUUCAUGUGGCCCAGGAUUUUAACUUGUCGUAACGGUAUUUUUUUAAAUUUCCCGUCUUUCUACCCGCCAAAAGUAUUAAAUUUAUAUUCAAAAUGAAUAACUGGAUUCAAGUUGAUGACCCGAUUAAGAAAAUGGAGCCAACGGAGCCAACAAGUACGAGCUCCAAAAUAACAUCGAUUGAAUUAAAAACCCGACGAGCACAAUUUCAACCUCAGCCGUCAACUUUGGACACUCGAAGACGUCACGCAAUAUGUGUAAGACGGGCAUUCAAAAAGUACGGACCCAAAAGUAAUCCGAAUAUCGUCCUCGAUGGCUUAAACAUGACAGUACCCAAGGGUUGCAUAUACGGACUAUUAGGCUCAAGUGGAUGCGGUAAAACCACAUUGCUGUCAUGUAUUGUGGGAAGACGACGUUUGAAUUCCGGGGAAAUUUGGGUACUGGGAGGUAAGCCAGGAUCUAAAGGAUCUGGUGUUCCAGGUCCACGUGUUGGUUAUAUGCCUCAAGAAACGGCUCUGUAUGGAGAAUUCUCUAUACGCGAAACGUUUAUUUACUUUGGAUGGUGUGCUGGUAUGACUACAGUCCAAGUUGACGAAAAAUUAGAAUUUCUAAUCAACCUUCUAGAUCUGCCAAAUGAGAAUAGAUUUGUUAAGAAUUUAUCUGGAGGUCAGCAGCGACGGGUUUCAAUAGCGGCGACACUAUUAGCCGACCCAGAGCUUUUGAUUUUGGACGAGCCGACAGUGGGAAUAGAUCCAGUUCUACGGCAAAACAUUUGGGAUCACUUGGUCAAAAUUACCAAAGACGGUAUGAGGACUAUCAUCAUCACGACCCAUUAUAUUGAGGAAACCCGGCAAGCGAGCAUCAUCGGCUUGAUGCGUGGUGGUAAAUUUCUUGCUGAAGAAUCACCAACGAGACUUAUGGAGAUGCAUCACAUGGACACACUCGAGGGUGUUUUUCUUAAGUUAAGUAGGCGACAGAAUAUGGGAUUAAGACGUCGUAGCAGUAUCCUCAGCAGCGUAACAGGUGUGCCUCCGGAUGUUGAUGUCGAUGACGAAAUGAGCGGUGAAUUUGGUGAUAAUGUUAGUAUAUCAAGUCGUCGACGCAGUAUUGCUGUUGCUGUUACUUCAGACGACGAUCACAUUCCCGAGUUACCGCCCGAAGAGAAAGGCCGAAGUAAUUUCAAAAUGCUUAAUCCACAACAUAUGAAAGCACUCAUUUGGAAAAAUUUCUUGUGGAUGUGGCGAAAUGUCGGCAUGAUGCUUUUCAUCAUUGGGUUACCGGUCCUACAGAUAAUAAUAUUCUGUUUAUCAAUUGGUAAAGAUCCGGUUGGUCUGUCGGUUGCUGUUGUAAACUUUGAGUUGAACAAGAGUACGGAUCUUUGCUUAUCAACUAUCGGAUGUGAUCGCAGAAUGCUGAGUUGUCGUUAUCUAAAACAUUUGAAGAGACGUAAAGUUGAAUUUAUAAAUUAUGAUGACGUUGAUGAUGCUAGGUAUGCUGUAAAAAAAGGAUGGGCAUGGGCGGCUGUUAAUUUCCCGCACAAUUAUACCGACUCGUUGAUUGAGAGACUGGAAAAUUCAAAUUCCGUUGAUGAGUUCACUGCCGAGACUGCUAAUAUGUUUGUCGUUAUGGACAUGUCCAAUCAGCAAAUUGGCCAGUUACUGCAACGUGAUUUUUUGUAUUCGUUUCAAGACUUUGCUAAAGACGUAAUGGUCGCUUGUAAUUUUAGUGAAAAACUUGCUAGCAUUCCUAUGGACUUCAAAACACCAGUUUACGGGCCACAAGAACCAAAUUUUACAGACUUUGCAGCUCCUGGAAUAAUAUUAACGAUAAUAUUUUUCCUAUCAGUCGCAUUGACAUCAGGCGCCAUGUUACUGGAACGUAACGAAGGUCUUCUGGAAAGAAGUCUGGUAUCAGGAUUAACUGGAACGGAAAUACUAUUCGGUCAAGUGGUUACACAAUUUGUCGUAAUGACAGGACAAACGUUGAUGGUUUUAAUAGUGACAUUUGCUGUUUUCAAGCUUACAUGCGAGGGUGAAAUCGGUUGGGUAACACUUUUGACGAUUCUAACUGGUCUCUGCGGCAUGUGCUUCGGAUUCGUGAUCGCUUGCUUUUGCGAGACAGAAAGAAGCGCAACGUACAUGGCAAUGGGUUCAUUUCUCCCUAUCGUCAUGCUCUGCGGGAUAAUAUGGCCAGUUGAAGGCAUGCAUCCUGUUCUACGUGCAAUAAGUUACGUAUUACCUCUGACAAAAAGCACCGAAUCAAUUCGUGCAAUGCUGGCGCGAGGAUGGACUAUUUCAAACCCAACUGUCUACGAAGGAUUCAUCGCGACUUUCGUCUGGAUCAUAAUCUUUCAAACUCUCGCGAUAUUACUAAUUAAAUUCAAAAAAGGCUAAAACUUAAAAUCUUAUCAACUAUUUCUUCUCUCAUACCUCGGUUUCAGCUGUAUAUUAGCUAAUUAUCAACAUUAAUUAUUAUUAUUAUUAUUAUUUUUACUAUAAAUAAUUAUUGUAACUUUAAGAUAAAUUUUAAUCCUAUCAAUUGCUCAAUGCAUUUUACAUUAUUUAUUGUAAAUUUAUAUCAGAUAUACUUACAUAUAU